CUCAGCUCUUUCCCGCACUGAGCCGCUAUCCCCACACUCACCAAACCAGCUCUGUAGCCACCUCCCCCCCGCCGCCAUCUCCACGGAUACUGCCUCCGAGCCCCGCCCACAACUGCAAUCCCUGCUGUUUCCCUGUUUGAAUCUCUCUUUUAGCCGCCGCUUACUGUUUCCAGGGCAACGGCAUGGGCUUCAGCGUCCGCUGUUACCAUGCCAACCCAAAGAGCAGGUUUUUUUUGGCCCAAAGCAGGAGAUCAGAGAGAAGUAGAAGGCAGAGCAGAGCGGAGCACGGGAGAGCAGCUUGUGGGACACCAUGACCAACCAGGAGGGAUCUCUCAUGAAGCUGGAGGCUGUCAUCCAGCGCCUGGAGAACACAGUACUCAAUCCAGACAGUGCAGAUGAAGACCGAAUCUUGAGUGUUCGCAGUGGAGAAGGGGAGCGAGACACACUUACUCCUGUCCCAGCGCGCAUUCGCGAGAUCAUCACCCAGAAUCUGAGUGACGACUCUCCAUAUAGUUUCCCAGACAUAUCAACUGACAAAAGUCUAAAGGAGGAGAACAGAUCUCUGCAAGAUGAGUUGCUUCGCUUGAAAGACCUGAUGGCACUGACCCGUUCUGAGCGUGAUGACCUCACUAUCAAGAACCAUGCACUCAACGAGAAGCUGGAACAGAUGAUGAGGUCUGGAGAGAGUGAAACGGUUUCAGAACUGAGAAGACGCUUUCAGGAAGAGGAGACGGCUUAUAAACGUAAACUGUCUGCCUACCAGGAGGGGCAGCAGAGGCAAGCUCAGCUAGUGCAAAGAUUGCAGAAUAAGGUCUUGCAAUACAAGAGUAAGUGCGGAGAAUUGGAACAGAAGCUCCUUGAGAAAACCUCAGAGAGUGAGCAGCAGAGACUGUCAUUGCAGGUAAAGCUAGAUACAGUGGAGUCCACUUUGCACAGGUUGGAUCAGGAUCACAGCAUGGACCUCAAAAAUGCCUUGACCAGGCUGGAGGAGGAACAGCAGAGGAGCAGCAGCCUUGCACAAGUGAACAUGACCCUGAGAGAGCAGAUGGAUCAAUUAAAGCUAUCUAAUGACAACUUGACAGAAGACAUGAGACAUUUGACCUCUGAACUCCACAGAGCACAUGAGAACUUGGAGCAGCGGGAAUCAGAGUGGAGGAAAGAGAAAGAGAGUUAUACGUCUUACCUGAGCAGUGAACACAACAGUAUCCUGACUCUGUGGAGGCAGACCGCCACCUUGCGUAAUCAAUUCCUCGAUCUUCGAUCUAUGGCAGACAGGGGUCUUGGUGAGAUGAAGAACGAAAUUUCACGUAGUUCACGACGCAUGCACACAGCCUGUUUGAAUUUAGACUCCAACCUGCGUCUGUCUCAGAAUGCUGCCGGGGCUUCCCUUCAUACAGCCCGCCUUGAGCAGCAACUGCGAGACAAAGUUCGACAAAUGAUCCAAAUGCAGAGCCAGUGGGAUGCUGAGAAAGUGGAACAGAACUCCAGAUUGACAGAGUUGUCACUUAAAGUUGACAAGCUAAAAGAGGAUAACAGUAAGCUAGAGAAGGAGAAGCAAAAACUGGAGAGCAGUGGUUGUAACACCUGGCAAGAGCUGGAAGGUGUCAGAGAAGAAAGCGAGUCACUGCAACAUGCACUAAAUACCAUAACUCAGAUAUGUCAAGCAGAUAGUUUUUGCCCUGAUAUGGACAGUUCAGUGAGUGCCGGAGGUGAUGAACUUAGACGGGCUUCUUCUCCAUCUAGUAGGAGAUCUCCCAGUCGUGGCCGUUCCCCAUAUAGACAAGAUCCAGCUGCUAAAAUGGUUCAGAGUACACUGCACAGGCACCAGGAAAGAGAGAAGGAGCUUCUGUCUGAACUGACACUGGUGAGGCAGUCAGUGGAGGACACUAAGAAGCAACUGCUGGAGAGUCUACAGGAGGCUGAGAGGCGAGGAUUGGAGCUCAGGAGAGAUAAGGAUGAGAUCAGUAACUUGCUGGAGAAAGUGAAACAAGAAUCUCAGAGAUGUCAGGCCAGCCUGGACUCCCUGAACAGAGAGAAGGAAACUGUAGAGGAAUCCUUGCAGACAGCAAAGCAGCGGGCUGAGGCCUCACUCCUGGAUAUUGAAAGACUGAAGGCAGUGAAUGCAGAGUUGCUACGCCAGAGAGAUGUCCUGGAGGAGCAGAAGGAGGAGCUGAACAGGGAGAGAGAGCGUAACCAGAAAGAGCUGGAAAGAGGGCAGAGAACCCAAGAGAAGUUGGAAGAGAAGGUUUCAAUGUUGAAGAAAGAUCUGGUUACUUUCAGAGAGAAUCUAAGCCAAGCAAUGCUUGAAAGAGAUGUCCUGCAAGGAGAGAAGGAGUCUGUCACCAGUGCUCUUAGCAAGGCUGAAUCAAGCAGAGCAGAGCUGGAACUGGCACUAAACCAGAUGCGAAGUGAACAAGCGGGACUGAGCGAUUCUUUGGCCAAGAUGGGUGCUCUGAACGAAGGUUUAGCGCAAGAUAAAGUGGCUCUGAACCGUGUCAUCUUACAGCUAGAGGCCGAACGGGCUUCCCUGCAGGAGGACCGGCGUGUUAGUGAGGCCAGCUGUGCUGCUUUGAAGGAGCUUCGGGAAGCACUGGAGCUUGAGGUAUCCCAGCUACAGACAGAUAGAGCCAGACUGGAGCAGAGAUGCCGAGACACUGAAGAGAAGCUGCAGAAGGUGGAGGAGCAGCUUCACAGUGUGCACAGAGAAAGAGCAAAAGUAAAGGAACAGCUUGCACAGGCCAAUGCAUCAAUUCAGACAUUCCAAGAACAAUUACAAGAAACCCGGAGAGAGCUGGACAUACAGUCAGCAGCUUUGCAGCGUGCUGCUCAGCGCAUGGAAGACCUGACCAAUCAGAAUGCAGAGCUCGGUGUGCAGGUAGCAGCUCUGGAGGCUGAAAGGCUGGAACAGGAAGAUGAAGUGGAACAGCUUCGUGCACAAAAAGAAUCUCUGGAGAGCACCUUGUAUGAUACUCAGCGUCGCACAGCCCAGCUAGAAGAUCGCAGAGAACAACUUGAAGGAGAGAUUCAUACCCUUAUGCUAGCAAAACAAAACCUGCAAGCGGAAGCACAGCACCAGGCACUGGAAGCUGAGGAAGCUAUGGCAGAGCUGAGGCAGCAGAAGGUCAAGCUGGAGCUGCAUUUGGCACAGACAGAGCAGGCAGCACAGCUCUCUCUCGGUAAUCAGGCCCAGCAGCAUCAGGAUGCUAUAGAGCGACUCAAGAAAGAAAAGGAGUCUAUGCGUUUAGCUGUGAUGGCGGAGAAGCAGGAAGCAGUGCAGCGGAUGGAGAUGGAGAAAGAAGAACUUCUAUCUGAGCAUGAAAACAUAAAGCAGAAACUGAAUGCAGAGAUGGUACGCCUGCAGGAAGACAGAGAAGAGAGCCUGUACAGAGUGGAGAAUGAGAAGCAGAAAGCUUUACUCCAGAAGGAGACUGAGAAGAAUUCUCUAAGUGAGCGGCUGAUGCAGAUUCAAAGGGAGCUUUCUGACACUAGACUGGAGGCUGAGAGGUUUAGACGUGAGACUCAAGUCAAGCAAGAUCAGGACAAGGAACAGCUGGAUGGUGUUUCUUCAGAACUGAAAGCACUGCAGGCAGAGUUUGAGGAUGCUGUGUCAGCUCACGCAAAAGACAACAAAAGUCUUUGUGAGCGAGUCAAACAACUGAGCCAAGACAGGGAGAGCCUAAGCAAGGAGGUGGAAGAGCUGAGAACUCAGCUGCGUGUAGCAGAAGAUACCAGAGAUGGGUUGCGCAGAGACCUUAUCGAAGUUCAGCGCCUGCUGCGAGAGAUGGAAGAGACCUGUGAGGUGCAGAGGAAGGAAUCUCUAGAGUUGCGUCGUGAUUUUGGAGAUCUGACUCGAGAAAGGGAAACUCUACAGCAAUCCAAUACUGAGCUGAGAGCUUCCUUUAAGAAGACAGAAACAGAGAGGAGCAGCCUGCAGGUUGCAAUAGAGGAGAAACAGCAGCGAAUGGCUGUAUUGCAGGAGGCAAAAUCAUGUGUUGAUCGCGAAGCGGUACAACUGAGAACUAGCCUGCGAGAAGUGGAGAGAGCUCAUAUAGAGGCCCGCAGACAGCUCCAAGAGCUACGGAGACAGGUGAAGACCCUGGGUGGAGAAAGCAGCCAGAGAGAGCAAGAAGUGGCUGAUCUACAGGCACGGAUCCAGCAGGAAGAGCAUAAAGAGCAGCAGAGCCGCAGAGAGUCCCUGGAGCUGAGACAACGUAUUACAGAGAGCGAGGCAGAGAGAGAGGCUGCUCGUAGAGAGAUAUUGGCUCUGCAGCAGCGUCUCUCAGCUGUAGAAACUUCUUCUCGCCAGCGUGAAAAAGAACUUGAGCAGAGACUCAGCGAAAGCCGAGCAGGGGAGCAAAGGCUGCAGGAAGGAUGCAAGACACUGCAGGAGCAGCUACAGCGACUUACAAGUGAGGCUGCCGAUUUCAAGCUUAAGUUUGGAGCAUGUGAAACUCGAGUGCGAGCACUAGAAACUGAAAUGAACAGGAUCCAGACAGCACGCAGGGAUGCAGAAAAUCAAUUAAACAGCCUUUAUUCAGCAUUCAGGAACACUCUGGGCAUGAGGGGUCGCAGUCCAUCACCUCUUAGAACUGGCUCUCCCGGUAAAGGAUUUGCUGGGUCGGCUAGUACAUUUUUGGAUGGACGGAGAACGCCAGGCUCUCGCAGUGGCUCCCCAGAUCGCAGCCGCUCUCCAUACCCCGAGCUUGAACCUGAAACUGUGAAAGCGGCACUAAAGGACCUUGUGCAGGAACUGCGGGACACUCAGAGGGAGAGGGAUGGCACCGGGAUGUCUCUACAUAGACAGCUGGACGAUCGCACAGAUCAGUGUGAGCGAUUGCAGAGCCAACUUCAGAAACUGCAGAGACAGGUCACAGAGCUCCAAGAAGGCCAACAUGAGACAGAGGAACAGCUGGGCACAGCCAACACAGAAAUGCGAUUGCUGCAAGACAACCUGCGUCAGGUAGAGUUGGAACGCCAAACUGCUAUUGAACGUGCUUCAAAAUUGGAGCAUAGCCUACGUAUGUGUGACGAUGAGAAGAGGGAUUUCCAGGAACGACUGUGUCGGGCUCGCAGUUGUGAAAGCAGACAGGAGCUGGAAUGUAAGAGCCUAAGAGAAAUACUGGAAGCUUCAGAAAACCGCAGUACAGACCUGGAACUCAGGCGCCGCUCUCUGGAAGGGGAACUGGAGAGGACGCGGCUUUGCCUAGCAGAAAGAGAAGCAGAAGUUCUGGCUUUACAGGACCAAGCACAAGACUUACAGGAACAUUUGAAGGAGAGCGAAGACAGAGAGGCUGGCCUACAGAGAGAGGUGCAAAAGCUGAACCUGGCCUUGUCUAGGGCACAGGAUGGAGAAAGGCAUCUGCAGGAGAAAUCACAGGGGCUGACACAAGCUCUAGGAGAAGCAGCAACUGGCAGGGGUAACCUGCAGGAAGAUGUGAACAAAUUACAAGGAGCUCUGACAGCAGCUGAGCAAGACAGACGGGUCCUGCAGGAGCGCCUAGAUUCUGUCCGGCAAGCACUAAGUGACAGCAAGAGACAGAACAUGCGUCUCUCACAGACAGUGCAGGAGCAGCAGCAGCAGCUGGGGGACAUACAGCUGGCAUGCAGAGAGUUUCAGGCAAGAGCAGAAGAUCUGCAGCAGGCUCUCUUGAAGCAACAGCAGAGGGAGAAGGAUCAGGGCGUCAUGACCCUUGAGCUGCAGGAAAGGGUGAAGAUUCUGCAAGGUGACAAGACACAGUCUGCUAUUGACAAACAGGAUAUACAGCACUCUGCAGUCCUUUUGGAGAAAGGCAACAACAAUCUGAGAAAUGCAUUGGAAAAGGUAAAACGUGAGCAGCUGCGUUUGGAGGAGGAAGUACAACGCCUCAGCAUAGAGAAGGAACAAAUCAACCAGUUGGUGAUUUCCCUGAGAAAAGAUCUGGCAGAAUCACAAAGACAGAAUCAGUACCUGGAGGCCCAGAUGACAGAUCUGGAACGAGCUCAUUCUCAGAGACUGAUGGAAGUGAGUGUGAGACAUCGGCAGGAGCUGGACGCUGAGAGCGAGAGGCUUCGCACAGCUCAGCAACAGGCAGAGAUAACACUGGAGAACAGAGAGAGAGCACACAGGCAAAGGAUCAGAGGCCUGGAAGAACAGGUGAGCACUCUACAGGAACAGGCAGAACAGGAGUUGAAACGUAGACAACAAGCCUUACGUUCCGCCCAUUAGCCUGGCAGAGAAGAAUAUAUACCUGAAGUACUGAAGCUGUAUACGGAAGCUACCUGUAGCUAGAUGAGUUGUUGACAAUCUUGUGUAAAGAGGAAAGUCAAGAAAUCUAAAUGUAUUUUUGUUAUAUUUAUA
This is a messenger RNA of Rana temporaria (common frog), 6337 nucleotides long. Its product is annotated as rootletin-like. NCBI's taxonomy places the organism in Eukaryota, Metazoa, Chordata, Amphibia, Anura, Ranidae. The record is from RefSeq and is a predicted model, not a curated record. The transcript is spliced from 36 exons. The coding region runs from base 311 to 6205 and encodes 1964 amino acids.